AACAAAUUCACCAUCAAAAAUCUUCGAAACCUCUUCACCAACCGAAAGUUUACUGGACUACGAAUCAUCAUUGACGGUAAUUCUUCCAAGGUCCGCCACAACACCUCCGUCAAAUCAUGAGUCUACAUUAAAGUUGAAGCGCGUUGACACGAAAGUCACACGUACCCAGCGAUGUCUCGUGUGAUGAGACCAUGGAUUGCCCGGGUGGUGAAGUCCGAGUUGCUGAAGCUCCAAGAGAACAAUAAAUUUAACGUUAAUGAACCCACCUUAAAGAUACCUAUCACCAAGGUUGGACUUGUUCAGAUCAUCGAUCUCGGUAGCGAUUCUGUUCAUGGGAUCUGUGACGAAGAAACAAUCAUCAAAGCAGAAUUCGAUCCUGCUUGCGUGGAAUCGUUUAAAAAAAGUUCCAGCCGCAGCUUCUUUGAGCUCAAGGGUGCGGUCAUUGCCAUCAGCGACUAUGAUAUAAUCCUCAAAUUGCAAUCCGGAUUACCAGCCUGCCCUCGUCUGUUCGUCAGAGCUUUUAAAUUGAAAGGUUCCGAAGGAUCUGCUCCCUUUGGCAAGCCAAUUGAUAUCAUGCAAGACCAAGCAUUACAGCGAAUUGUGGAAAGAGUGUCACAAGCGUUCCAAGAUGACCGACAAGAUCAGGAGUCUGUUGUGUCCUGUUCGCCGUCUUCUAUCCAUUCCCAGGAGGACACUCCCGCGGCUAGAUUUGGCUUAUCUCUUAACCCGCUAGGAACUCAACAACUGAUGACUCAAAUGGCGACUCAGAUACCAAAUCACCAAGAAGAGUCAGGAAAGCCCAAAGAAGUCUCUAAAGCGCCCAAUGAGAAACUUUUAGAAAUGCUUCUAAAGAAGCCCCGCCCAGCAGGAAAGGCAUCAAAUCCUGUAGCUGAGGGAGUUGAGGGACGUUCAACUGGAGCUUUAGCAUUCGACGCCAAAGCUUCUUCUUCACAUUCGAUUCUCAGGCCAAUUUCAGAACGGCGGGCUAAAGAGAUGAUAACAGCUCGCGAAACUAGAGCCAACAGGCAGGAAACCCUAUUUACGACCCAAUCAAGCUUUUCUGAUCUUUCCAGGCCGUCUAGUCAACCCCAAGCCAAGAAGCCAAGAGUCGCCGAAAUCGAACCUCCUUUAUCGGACGAUAGUGAAAAGGAAAACAGCCAGGAAAUUUUGCAGAGAGCGAGACGAGAAGCUUCUGAGAAAGCAAACGCUUUGACUGAACCUAUCGUUUCGGAGAGAGCCGAUUCAAACCCUUCUGUUCUCUUUGUUGAUCCCUUCCAAGAUUCAAAUCCGUUUGAAGGCCUGAAGCGGGUACCACGAAAGUUUGUUCGAAUUCCGAAGGCACAGCAAGCCCUUUUGGAAGGAAACGGCAGUUGGUUUACCCCACAGACUGAUGGCCGGAUUAGCUAUGCCAGACUUCCUCCACAAGUGCAACAAGAAAUGGAUGUCUUCCUCAAGCGUCAACAGGAGUCAAGUAUCGAAGAACCGCACGACGAGAAUAAUGAUGAGGAAGAGGAAGGCGCAGAAGAUGAAGAUAGCGAGGAAUAUAGUGAAGAGGAUAGUGAAGAGGAUAGCGAAGAGGACGGUGAAUCAGGACAAUCAACUAGGCUGAUCUCAACUCGAUCGCAAAUCCAUGAAGAGGCCGACCAAAAACUUGCGUCACCGUCCAAGCUUAAUGGCGCGGCUUUGCAGAGCCCCAUACUUCCGCAGAUACCCAAUUUCAACUCCAGUCUAGGCUCCGAUGCGACUGCACGGCCAGUAAGCCCAUAUGACGAUCCUGAGGCGAAUCCUGAAAACAUAGGUGUCAAUGAAGAGUUGUCUGGUGACGAGUCUUUCUUAUGGUCGCCUAGUCCUGUCAGAGACAUAAGGGAACUUGAAGUCUUGCCAACCGCAGCCAAAUGCCAGUUAGAAAAUCUGGGUGAGCCCCAAAGCAUCCGUGGACCCAUUUCUCAAGCCAGUAAAGAAGACGAAUUUCAUACAAGUCCCAUGAGUGAGAAUGCUGAAGCCUCAUGUUCCGACUUCGAGGAGCAGGAAUUACCCUCUGCGGAACGGAAGACACACACCAAGUCGCCCACCAGAAUUCAGUCAGUACGUCCACGGUUCCAACUGGCCGACAUUCGGUCAAGCAGCCCUGCUGAAGAAGACGAGCUGGAUCUGGCUGUGCCGUAUGGCGUUGGCGACAUGGUUGAAGGAAGCCAAGAGCAGCAUGAGGGUCCCGAAACCUCCCAAGAAUUGCCAUGUACUGGCCCUUUCAAAGGAGAACAAAUUCAGGUCGAGAAGACUCCUUUCGCUCAUAUACAUGCAACGAAGAAUUGUCCUCUUAGUCCUAAGAUGUCAAAAGUUGCAACAGCAAACACCCGUCCGACCUCUUCGGACUCAUCCUCUAAUUUAGUAAUCCCUGCAACCUUUCCUCCUUGUACACCUUUAGCGAUGGACGCUUUGAGUUCUCUCCCCGAUCUAGAACCGUCGACAUCGUCAAUUGUUCAAAUUCCAGCUACUGGUCGAAGAUCCAAGCAAUUAUCACCACGUGUAAGCUCUCUAGGAGCUUCUCAUACUGUCGAGAUCGCACCGGAAUUUGUCAGCUUGGAGGACAAGUCCUCCAAGUCGUCGAAGCCUUUAAAGCCCGAUUUUGGACGUGGUAAACCAAAAGAGAUGGCAAGAGCACGGAGAAAUAGCUUUCUAGAGAAGCUUCACGCAGGGAAAAUUGACCCUGUGAUAUCUAGGUCGCCACUGCUACCAAGUCCGGAAAAGAGAAAUCACGCAGUCAAUCCUACUGCUUAUGCGGAAGUACGAAUUUCCAGCACCUACGUGGAAGGUUCGCUUGGCGAUACUUCAACUGCCCAUCAACCCAUCGCUGAAGCACCAGACGCACUGCUUUCUGCUUCUAAGGUCGUUUUGGAUUUAAGAAGCCCGUCUCCUGAGCAUAAUGCGAGCUUCCCAGCGCUUUCAGCAGAUGUACAUCUUUCUCAAGUGGCACCAAACAGAAUUAUGAGCACCACGUCCUCACCCCCACUUGUGUUUUACGACGAAUUCAGAGAAACAUAUCCUGAGUAUGAUGGAAGUGAAGUCGAAUUCACCAAAGCCCUGGUCUAUCUCGAGUGGCUGAAAACGGAGCGUGGAACGACCAUCCCACACUGCGACGACUUUAUCAGAGUCAUGAAUUCCGACCACCGUAAGCACGUAAACGAGACCGUGGCCACAGAACGCCUAACGGGUCUUGAUUUCUACUCUCGGCACGUCUCGAAAGCUAUAUACCGAUACGAUAUCGUCUCUUCUCAGAAUAUAGAAGCUGUACUGCUGACUUUGGAUUCUGAGACUGUAGCGAAAUUCAGGAGAAAAUUCUUUGGAGAGCCGGAUACAGUCAACUUGUCAUCUCCGGGAGCUAGUCAAAUCAUUGCAUCGAUCGAGACUGAGGAGAGCGGCAUGGUUCUUGACGACGUUGUUACAUUUCCGUCCAAGGAGUGCUCCUCGAUGCAGAAGGGUGUUGCACAUGAUAUGCCAGCGGUACCUCGGAAAGCAACUACGUCGAAGAAACCAUUUUUCGAGACCGCGAGCCAGCAAGUCAACUUAGCCAAGCAGAUAGCCGAAACACCAAAUCGAGUGUCCCACUCCACGUCCAAUGGAGGAAGCAGUGUUAAGUCGAGAAAAACUACAUCAAGUCUCAAAGAUAUCAUGGCUAAGCACCAACUCAGAGUCGACACACCGAGUCGAGCAUCUCAAGCCAGCAGCAGCAGAAGCGAUGACAAGUCUACAAAGCGGAAGAGCCUUCCUUGGGUCCCAAUUAAUUCCCAGGUUAGCAGCUAUGGUAGCAGCGACAAGUCUAAAAAGCGGAAGACCCUUCCUUGGAUCACGGAUAAUUCCCGAGCGAGUAGCUAUGGUAGCGGUCAGGGGUACAAAGAACGCAGAGCCAAUCCUUGGUUAACAGAUAAAGGCACCAAGUCCACCGCCUCAACUCCGACUAGGACGGGAUUGCAUCUAAAGCCAAACAAUAGCUUUCUAGGCCUGUCAUUACCCGACCGUGGAGAGAAAAUGGUCUCGAACGAUGUCAUGGUCGAAGAGGAAGAAGAGCCUUGUGCUCGCGGAUAUCCAGAAUCGCCGAUACUCGGAAGUCUUCGAGACUUAUCACCCAAACCACGCGAGUCGAAGAGAAAGAUACCUUCAGACUCUCCGUUCGACGACCUGGAGGAUCCAUUCGCAGGCUCCAAAGCUGGCCGCCGCUCAACUAUGCCGGCCAAGACCACGGUUCCUUGGGGUGAUGCGCCACGUGAAUCAAAACGCAAGCGGACUUCGGAAAUCUCGCCACUCGGAGGACUUGAAGAUCCCUUCGUUGCGGCUUCGAACACUUCAAAAGCUGCUCGGCGGGUAACAAUGCCCGCAAAAAAUUUAGAAAGUAUCGACAGGGCGAAGGAAUGGGUAAAGACGACACCUUUGAAGAAGAUGAAUCCCUUCGAGGCCAAGGUGGAUCGAAUGAGAUUGAGUGGUUGGGUACCAAGAUCGGCAAGAAUUCCGAGACUGACUGGCAAGACGUAUUGUAUUACGAAAAAGGCAGAGCCUUCAGAUGAGCCUACGACGCAAGCAUGGAGUUUCUGAUAUGUUACGACAUCGUUGGCUUGGAUUGACACGAUAUUAGCGAUUGGGAAGGGAAUAGGAUUGUGAAGUCUGUUGGAGUUUAAGGAUACCAAAAUUACUGUAGAUGUAUAACUAGCAACGGACGUUGUCUAACCAUCAAAGAUUGAGAAAAUGUUCAUAACGAGUAACUGGCGAUCAGUGACUAGCUAGACAGG
This is a messenger RNA of Mollisia scopiformis, 4781 nucleotides long. RefSeq lists its product as uncharacterized. Bases 172 to 4587 code for a protein of 1471 amino acids. Lineage: Eukaryota; Fungi; Ascomycota; Leotiomycetes; Helotiales; Mollisiaceae. The record is from RefSeq and is a predicted model, not a curated record. The transcript has 3 exons.